Molecule: messenger RNA, 1404 nt
Organism: Mesorhabditis spiculigera
Lineage: Eukaryota; Metazoa; Nematoda; Chromadorea; Rhabditida; Rhabditidae
Source: the annotation of a GenBank genome assembly
AUGGCGCCCUGUGGCGUCUGUGGAGAUGCUCGAGGCGUCACGAAAUGUUAUGGAGGCCAGGUUUGCGGCUCGUGCCGCAUCUUCUUCCUGCGCGCCGUCGUCAACAACGAGAAGUAUGUGUGCGCCAGGGAGCGGAACUGCGUGAUUGUUUGCGCUCAACCCACCAUCCCGACUCCCAUCGUGGCCAUGCACCAAGCGCUCCAAGACGCUCCAGAAUUUCGCACCUCGCUCCAUCGUCUAAAUGACACCUCGCAAAACCACCUUGACACCCUACGACUGCCAAUCUGCCCGGCCUACCCCUCUUUCGCUGACAAUCGACCCCCAAUGCUUCCGAUUCUAAACCUCAACCUGAAUCGGACUACGGACUUUCUCGGAAACACGUACGCUAUCGGCUUGUCAUUUGUGGAACUUCUAAAGAGCGAGCUGGGCAGCGCUAGGGCGUACGCGAACGCGCUGCUGGCGCUGGAGCAUAUGUCCUUCGGGCAAACCGGAUGGAUAACGCCGAAACCGAACCCAAUCAUUGACGAGACGAUGGAACGGGAUUCGAUUGUCGAUGUAACGAAUCCACCUCCAAACCUGCCGAUCCUACCUCCCUUCAAUCUGCGGCCCAGCUCGAGCAAAACUCGCGAAAUCUCGGUCGCCGAUUUACCAAGCACUUCUCGUGAGGUCGGCCUGUCAUUUCUAAACCCAGAGAUAUCUCUUCGAAUGGCAUUGACAGACCCGCAACAAAUCUGCGAACGAAUACCGAUGAACUGGCAGCAGAUCCAGGAGGCGCCAAACCUUGACGAUUCCUUUCGAUUUUUAUACUGCAGACAAACGGUCCAUUACAUCGAUUGGCUGAAUGCGCUCGGCGGGAUUCAGGAUUUAUCACAACGGGAUAAGCUCCUCCUCAUCAGCGGCGGCCUAUCACAUGUCCAAAUUCUGAUGAUGUACUACCAAACGUAUUGCCAGGAUAGUCGCGGGAUAGCUUAUUCACUUGGCUAUCACUAUGCUGUUCGAGGGCCCGGAGGGACAGAACUUGAAAACUUUUUGGAUGCACUGGCGAUCCACGGCCACGAGUUGGUCAUCUCCGAGUUUCGGAGGCUGGACAUCAAGCCCGAGGAAUACAUAUUGCUGAAAGCGCUCGUCCUCUAUGCGUCAGUGCACGAGCUGAGCGAUGAGGGCAAGGAGAUUGUCCGCAAGGCCAGGCAGCAGCAUGAACAGACCCUCAUCCAGUUCGUAAAAGAAGAAUAUCCCCUUCUGACUGAAGAGCAGCGAACGCUACGCGUUCACAGCAUUAUGUCGAUCAAAAACUCGCUACGGACCAUUGGCCUCAUGGACAAUCGAUUCAUCGGGCGCAUGGUUGCCCUGAACAUCGGACGAAUGCGCUGUCAAAUUGCGUACGAUGUACAUUUGAAAGAAUUC